AUGGUUUCAGUACCUACACGCUGCGGAGACCGCAGCGCUUGGUCUCAGGGCGUCUUCACGUUUAUUAUUGGCUAUGAUACUUACUUCGACAUGUUCAUGAAUCAAUCAAUUUCUAACAGUGGUAAAACACAACCUAGCCGCAGGAUAUCGAGCAUUAUGAUCAGCCGGGGUGAGCUAGGAGGUGGAGACUUACAUCCGGAAUCUGCCCAGAUCCACAGCCCCCGUAGUCACUUGCUUGGUCAAUUCGAUGGAAGUGGAGUUCAUGAUGCACUCGUUCCCAUGAGUGAUGAUACGCCAAAGUGA
Molecule: messenger RNA, 303 nt
Organism: Aspergillus niger
Lineage: Eukaryota; Fungi; Ascomycota; Eurotiomycetes; Eurotiales; Aspergillaceae
Exons: 4
Coding region: 1-303 (100 amino acids)
Source: RefSeq, a predicted model, not a curated record